This is a messenger RNA of Kalmanozyma brasiliensis GHG001, 1365 nucleotides long. RefSeq names its product protein of unknown function DUF3844. Gene Ontology annotation, cellular component: endoplasmic reticulum. NCBI's taxonomy places the organism in Eukaryota, Fungi, Basidiomycota, Ustilaginomycetes, Ustilaginales. The record is from RefSeq and is a predicted model, not a curated record. The transcript has 2 exons. The coding region runs from base 1 to 1365 and encodes 454 amino acids.
AUGGUCCGCUUCACCACAUCAUCGCUUGCGCCAUGGGCGUUGGCAGCGACAGCAGCCAUCGCUCAAGUCUCUGCCAAGACGAGUCUCUACCUCUCUCCCGCCAAUCACCUUGCUGCAGCGCCCAUCUCGAUCAACGCAGAGGAGGCGCAUCGUGUUCUCUCGAGCCACAUCAACGUUGGCGAUGCUUCGAGAUCGGACGACUCGGCCAUUUGGGCUCAUGUGUUGCGCGACGACAAGGUGGACCAGCGAGCUAGGGUGGAGCGUCUCUUUGACGGUCACCAGGACGAGCCGAAUCGCUUGCUCGUGCUCAUGCAUGGAUCUGCGCAUGAUGAUGUGAUCCCCAACAAUGUCCACGCCACUCACAACAUCAAGAACGCACCCCACUCCGACUCGUUCGACGCUCUCUUCGACAGCUACAUGGAGAGCGCUUCUCAAGCCCUCAAGUCGUCCGAGUCGGCACUUUCGCAUCUCACAGGCAGCUUCAUGGACGGCUUUGGCGCCAGCAUCGAGUGGCUCACUUCCAAGUCGGAUCGUCUGACAGCAACAUGGUCGCAACAGGCCGCCUCUUUCAAGUCGACAGCCUUUGACAAGCUCGAGGUGGAGCUGCGAUCGGUGGAGGCGUUGAUCGCUAAAUUGGACGCCGGCAAAGCCGAGUCGACUCACGACCUCACGUUGCAGCCUCUGCGCUUCUCUGGAUUGCAAGAGGUGGAAAACACGUAUGGUGCUAACAGCGCCGAGUACGCCAAGGCCAAGGAGCUGGUGCGCUCUGCCGUCGAGCAAGUCACCUCGCUCUUCCAAGCUCGAUCCGAAGAGCAGGGGCGCACCGCUUCGAUCGCUUUUGUCGUCACCGAGACCCAUGCUGCGGAUGCGUCGCACGUUCUCGCCAAGCGACAGGCUUCGGACCUGCUCGGUCCUUUCGGCGGCGCAGCUGGGUCUGGGGCUUUCUUCCCGCCCCUCAGCGAGGGCCUCGCCGAGUCGAUCCACGCCGACGUCCUCAAAUCGAAAAAGCCGUCCGGCCCCUCGCCUCUGCCCAAGAACCUUGCUGGCACGUGCUUCACGUCCGCAGAAUCGCUCGAGAAGGCGACGAACAGCUGCUCUGGUCACGGCAAGGCCGGCAAGACAUCGCGAGGUGGCAAGCCAUGCUACCGAUGCCAGUGCAAGCCCACCGAGGAGCGCAAGGGCAAGAAGGUCUACUGGGCCGGCGCCGCGUGCGAGAAGAAGGACGUUAGCACCGAAUUUGUUCUGCUCGGCUCGAGUGUCUUGUUGCUGGUGCUCAUCAGUGCUGGCAGCGUCUACUUUUUGUACGCGCAAGGUUCGGAGGAUCUGCCCGGCACUCUGGCUAGCGUCACGAUCAACCUCAAGUAG